AUGGAUGAUUUUCCAGUUCACAGCUUAAGGGAAUCUACCCGAAACGUACUAAAAUUAAAUCGGAGAUUUCAUAGGGAUGAAGUGAGUGAUGUUCAACGUUCCAUCAAAGAAUUAAGUAUAUCACCACAGAGUGUUGCUGAUGCAGUUCAGAAGCUUAAAACUAAGUGUUUAAUAACUAUCACAGAUCUUCAGACUCUCAAAAAUGGCUUGAUGGAGGAUUCAAAGAAUAUUGAAGUUGUUUUGAGUACUCAUGGAGCAUUACGAGGUCUUGUUAGAGAACUUUCAGGUCAUGACAUAAGAAAACAAUGUGCAGCUGCUGGAUGUUGCUGCAACUUGGCUCUUGGCGAUGCCAGAGCGUGCAUGGCGAUUGCAAAGGCAGCUGGUCCAUAUCUAAAUGCAGCACUAGAUAACCUUACUACUGAAUUAGCGGUGACUUGUGCAUGGGCGCUAGGCAACCUAGCAGGCUCAGGGGCUAAGGUAUGCGAUAUUCUGGUGGCCCAAGGCGCGUUAGCCAAACUCUGCGAACUUCUGCUUCUCAACAAUGCGGAUGUACAAGACGCCGCUCUAUACGCACUUCUACACUUUGCUUUUCACAUGGAAGAUGAUUUUAAGACAGAAUAUCUACCGAAAGUUCUUUCAGCCCUGUCAAAAUUGGAAGCCAAUUUGACGUCUAGUCAACUGUCAUUUGUCCUCUCCUGUCAUGCAGACUUCAGAGACAACAUGCCUGAGGAAUUUCUACAGAAAAUGUUGGCAACCCUUGCAUUAAGUGUUAAAAACCAUACAGCAAACUGUAAAGAAAAUAAUUUGUGUUGUGAAUUAGUUUAUGUGAUAAGAACAUUAGCCAAUAUGGACAUAGAAAUGUAUGGUGCUAUAUUGAAUUUUUUAUUGGAGAAUAACCUAGGCCAAAGUCUGUGGCAGAUUUUGAAUCUGAACAAUAGUGUUGUUAAUGAAUCUCUAUUAUGGCUAUUAGGUAAUUUACAUAAUUGUUGCGGGGAUAACAUAUUUUUUAGUAAUUUGUAA
Messenger RNA from Parnassius mnemosyne (clouded apollo), 1020 nucleotides. The record is from the annotation of a GenBank genome assembly. Lineage: Eukaryota; Metazoa; Arthropoda; Insecta; Lepidoptera; Papilionidae.